AGGCCGAGUCCUCGCUGCUGAAGCCGAAGGUUAUGAUCGCCAUCCUGGCUCGCAACGCGGAGCACAGCCUGCCGCACUACCUGGGCUGCAUCGACAAGCUGGAGUACCCGAAGGAGCGCAUAGCGAUCUGGGCGGCAACAGACCAUAAUGGGGACAACACCACUGCCAUGCUGAGAGAGUGGCUGAAGGGAGCCCAGAGUGUCUACCACUACGUGGAGUGGAGACCCAUGGAGGAGCCGAAGUCCUACACAGACGAGUGGGGUCCGAAGCACUGGCCUCCCUCCAGGUUCAACCACGUGAUGAAGCUGAGACAGGCGGCACUGAAGGCUGCCAGGGAACGAUGGGCCGACUAUAUACUGUUCGUGGAUAGUGACAACCUGCUGACGAACCCUCGUGUGCUCAACCUGAUGAUGGCCGAGAACCUGACUGUGGUGGCUCCCAUGUUAGAGUCUCGCUCUCUCUACUCCAACUUCUGGUGCGGCAUCACCCCACAGGGUUACUACAAGCGAACACAAGACUACCAGCCCAUCAGGGAGUGGAAGCGACUCGGCUGCUUCGCCGUUCCCAUGGUGCACAGCACCUUCCUUGUAGACCUGCGGCGUGAAUCCAGCCGGGACCUGACCUUCUACCCCCCUCACCCAGAUUACAGCUGGGCGUUCGAUGAUAUCAUGGUGUUUGCUUUCUCGGCACGUCAAGUGGGUGUGCAGAUGUAUGUGUGUAACAAAGAACACUACGGCUUUCUGCCUGUCCCGCUCAAGGCCCAGCAGAGUGUGGAGGAGGAAAGGGAGAGUUUCGUACACACAAUUACGGAAGCUUUGAUUGAACACGACAUCGAGACCUCAGAGCACUUGAACUCCUCUCCAUCGUCGCAGGACACGAUGGGCUUUGAUUACAUUUUGCUGAUCAACCUGAAGCGCCGGCUGGACAGAAGAACCAGGAUGCUGAAGUCCAUGGCCUCGUUGGGACUACAUGCGACGCUGACGGACGCAGUGGAUGGCAAGGCUCUGAACACGUCCCAGCUGCAGGCCCUGGGGAUAGAGAUGCUGCCGGGCUACAAGGAUCCUUACUCGGGUCGAGUCCUGACCAGAGGGGAGAUCGGAUGCUUCCUCAGCCAUCACUCCAUAUGGAAACAGGUGAUAGAGCGUGGCCUCCAGAAGGUUCUUGUUUUAGAGGACGACGUGAGGUUCGAGCCCUGGUUUAAACGACGGAUACAGGCCUUAAUGGAGAACAUCGAUAAAGCCCAGCUGGACUGGGACCUCAUCUAUGUGGGACGUAAGCGCAUGCAGGUGCAGCAGCCGGAGCAGUCGGUGGACGGCAUAAACAACCUGGUCCUGGCCGACUACUCCUACUGGACGCUCGGCUACGCGCUGUCGCAGCAAGGGGCCCGGAAGUUAAUGGCUGCACAACCGCUGACCAAAAUGCUGCCUGUGGACGAGUUCCUGCCGGUCAUGUUCGACAAACACCCCAACACCGAGUACAUGCUGCAGUUUGAGCCCCGGGACCUGAAGGCCUUCUCCGUGGAGCCGCUGCUCAUCUACCCCACCCACUACACCGGAGAGCCGGGCUACAUCAGCGACACGGAGACCUCCACCAUCUGGGACGACGAAGCCGUGGCCACGGACUGGGACCGGCAGCACGACCGCAAGACGGCACAGCAGGGCCGCAUCCGCUCCGUGGCACAGAACAGCGUCACCGGGGACUCGCCGCCUCCUGCCGCUCGAGCGACACAUAACGAACUCUGAUAGAGGCACUCACCGUAAAAGACUUGUGUUUAUGAAUAAGCCGUGUACACUGUGAAAGUCAUGUGUACACACACUUGACAAGACACUUGAACUACAAGCCGAGAUUCUUACCAUGCAUUUACACACAGACACACACACACACACACACACACACACACACACACACAUACGCACACAGGUAUCCAAACGGAUGACAGAGAAUUGAGAUGUCAGUCUAAUCUGUUGCCUGAUGAGUGGACACGGAGGAGCAAAGGGAAGAGGACGAAGAGCAGCAGCUUCACUCAUUCCUCAUGUGCCUCUCAGCAUGUGGAGUGUGGAGCUACAGCCUGAGAAAACUCAAGCAGCACAACUCGCUGGACAUGAAACAUUCUCACAAAUCAGUUUUACUAUUGUUUUCAAACAGAUUGUGGUUAUUUAAAAAAGAACAGAUGUGUUUUCAAUGGACAGCUGAGGAAUAAAGGAAUCUGAACGCCGUCUGGAAACAGCUGUGGGUGUGAAGCUGUGUGUUUGUGCAUGUGCGAGCAUGCACACAGGCACAAAUAUAUGCAUAUAUCUGAGCAACUGGGGAUGUUCAGCGCAGCCUUUUCUUUCCAAGCAGCAGGCCAGUAAUGGAUGCAAUUAAGUUCCAGUGUUACUGUUAUUGCAGAUUUCUCACCUUCACAGCAGGCCGGUCCUGCUGGUAGUCAUUUCAGAGCAGCCGCCAUACGUUACAUGUAGCCUGUAGGCUGUGUGUGUGUGUGUGAUGUGCAGUCACAUCUACUUUGAAUGUUUCUUAAAAACUGGAUUUUUGAAUUUUUCAUUUCCUCCACACAGGCUGUUUAUUUCCCUUCAGUUGUGG
This is a messenger RNA of Pleuronectes platessa (European plaice), 2580 nucleotides long. It is a transcript of the gene colgalt2b, whose product is annotated as collagen beta(1-O)galactosyltransferase 2b. Bases 33 to 1742 code for a protein of 569 amino acids. The transcript has 12 exons. The record is from RefSeq and is a predicted model, not a curated record. Gene Ontology annotation, molecular function: procollagen galactosyltransferase activity. Lineage: Eukaryota; Metazoa; Chordata; Actinopteri; Pleuronectiformes; Pleuronectidae.